Molecule: messenger RNA, 3046 nt
Organism: Branchiostoma belcheri (Belcher's lancelet)
Lineage: Eukaryota; Metazoa; Chordata; Leptocardii; Amphioxiformes; Branchiostomatidae
Product: chromodomain-helicase-DNA-binding protein 1-like
Exons: 26
Coding region: 215-3046 (943 amino acids)
Biological process (GO): chromatin remodeling; DNA repair
Molecular function (GO): ATP-dependent chromatin remodeler activity; DNA helicase activity; ATP binding
Source: RefSeq, a predicted model, not a curated record
UUGUUCCCUAAUAGUAAUACCGUGCAAAAACUAUAUUUAUUAUCAAAUUGUGCCACCCCUAUUUGUCGAGUGUAAUAUUCUGAGUUGAAAGGUCACACUAACAAGUAGAAACACGCCCGCGCGCCUUUUAUCAAAAGUCGAUUCUCGCUAGAAAUAUUACUCACUACGUCGUACAAGCUUGCAGGACAGUGGUGUUUAGCGGUGUACAGAACUCAUGGACAGACUUCAGAGCAAGAUCAACCGGCUGAAUGACCAGGAUACCGGGUUCACAGCCGUGACUGCGGUGGAGUUGGAAAAUUCGGGACUCAAAGACAUCACUCUCCGUCCAUAUCAGUUAGAUGGGGUGAACUGGCUUAUCGAGCGUUACCAUAGAAACCAUGGCUGUAUCCUAGGAGACGAGAUGGGCCUUGGGAAGACUUGUCAGACCAUUGCCUUCCUGACAUUUCUCCAUGGAAGUCUGGAUGUGAGCGGUCCAUUCCUGAUCCUCUGUCCCCUCUCAGUUCUCAGGAACUGGCAAGAAGAACUCAAGAGGUUUUCUCCAGGUUUGGAAGUAGUAGUGUAUGUGGGACACAAGGAAAAGAGAGAGGAGGUUCGACACUCUCUCCGUAGACACAGGGACUUCCAUGUCAUGCUGUCUACGUAUGAGAUUUGCCUGAAGGAUGAAUCAUUUCUCAGAAGGUUUGAGUGGCAGGCUCUUGUAGUGGACGAGGCUCACAGACUGAAAAAUCAGAACUCUCUUCUUCAUCAGACUCUCAAGGAGUUCACCAUCCACUACCAUCUGUUGCUGACUGGAACUCCGGUUCAGAACAACAUGGAGGAGCUCUUCUCACUUCUACAUUUUGUGGCCCCCUCCCUCUUCAAGCAACAUUACGGGGAAGACUUUGUAGACAGAUACAGUGCAGUGGACAAUGACAGCUCUAGUGUGAGACAGGAGCUCCAUACACUGCUGCAGCCAUUCUUACUGAGGAGGGUCAAGUCAGAGGUCAUCAAGGACCUGCCAAAGAAGUCAGAGGUGGUCCUGUACCAUGGCCUGACAAGUCUGCAGAAGAAGUACUACAAGGCUAUCCUAAUGAAGGACUUAGACGCCUUUCAGACGGUUGGUCCAGGUCCUACCAAAACUCGCCUGAUGAAUAUCUUGAUGCAGUUAAGAAAGUGUGUCAACCACCCCUACCUGUUUGAUGGUGUUGAACCAGAACCAUAUGUACUAGGAGAACACCUGAUUGAAGCGAGUGGGAAACUCUUUCUGCUAGACCAGCUCCUCUCCUACCUCAAGAAAAAAAGCCACAAAGUGUUGGUGUUCUCCCAGAUGACAAGAGUUCUGGACAUCCUUCAGGACUAUCUUGGCUUCAGAGGUUACAGCUAUGAGAGACUGGAUGGGUCUGUGAGAGGGGAGGAGAGAUAUCUCGCCAUACAGAACUUCAACCAACAAGACGAUGUGUUUGUAUUUCUCCUCAGCACAAGGGCAGGUGGACAGGGGUUAAACCUGGCCUCAGCCGACACUGUCAUCUUCAUGGACAGUGACUUCAACCCACAGAACGACUUACAGGCUGCUGCUAGGGCUCACAGGAUUGGUCAGACCAGGCCUGUGAAGAUCAUACGCCUGAUUGGUGGCAGCACAGUAGAAGAGAUCAUUCUGAAGAGGGCAGAGGCCAAGUUGAAGUUGACAAACAGUGUGAUCGAGGGAGGCCAGCUCUCCGGCUUGAACUCUAUAGCAGACAGUGGUGCACAGCUUUCUGACAUCCUGAAGUUUGGACUGGAUAAACUGUUUGAGACUGAUGAGAGCCUGGAGAGUCUGGAUAAUGCAGACCUGGAGGCCAUGCUGGGAGCCAGUCACCGUGGUAACUGGGUUGAGGAAGUCACUCCUGCAUCACAGGACCAGGAGGAGGAGGGGGAUCCAGAAGAGGAGGAAACUGCCAACAACAUGUAUGUGUUUGAAGGAAAGGACUACUCCAAGGAACCAAGUGCUGACGAUCUAAAGGCGUUUGAGACUCUUAUAGCAGUGGAGGCUUCUAUAGAGGAGGACACACUGUCAGAUGAAAGAAGGCUCAGAAAGAAAAAGGCUCCCUUGGUCAGUCUGGCUGACCUCCCCACACGGAAGAGGAAACAGCUGACCCCAGAGGAGCUGGAGGAACGGAAGAAAAAGAGACAGGAAACAGCUGCCAAGAGAGCCAAGCUAAAGGAGGAAGAAGAUGUGAGACGAGCACAAAAGCAGAAAGAGAGAAGAGAAGCAAAGUGGAAGUCACAUGGCUACACCACCUGCAAUAUCGCCAUGGAAACAGACGAGGAGGAGAGUGAUGAUGAGGUUACCAUGAUAACAGAUGAUGAUGAUGAAGAGGAGGAUGUUGACAGGAGGGCCAUUAACUACGUGAUGGGAGACGUCACCCAUCCUCAGUGUACAGGGGACCAGGACGCCAUCAUUGUGCACUGUGUUGAUGACUCCGGGUCGUGGGGCCAGGGCGGUCUGUUCUCUGCCCUGUCAGCCAGGUCCUCCCAGCCUGAGAUGCAGUACCAGUUAGCUGGAAAAAUGAAAGAUCUUGCUCUUGGAGAUGCCCACCUGAUUGCUGUGGAUGACAGAGAAAGUAGAACCAAGGGCAGUGACAUGGUAGCCCUGAUAGUGGCCCAGGACCGGGACAGAAACAACAAGCUCUCAGGGAUCAAACUGUCAGCCCUGAAUCAGGGACUGGUCAGGAUCUGCACAGCAGCAAGGAGAAUGAAAGCCAGUGUCCACCUGCCCAGAAUAGGGUACAACACCCCUGGGUUCAACUGGUACGGCACAGAGAGACUGAUCAGGAAACACCUCUCCUCCAGGGGGAUACCCACAUACAUCUACUACUACCCUCGGAAGAACAAGAAGCAAGCUGUGGCCAAGACUACUGGAGCCAGUGCCUCCACCUCUCAACAGACUACAAGUACUCCUGUGUCCCAUACCACUGCAGGGAACUCACUGCCAAAUUUUAUGCAGGGUGUGGUGGUGUUCUUACAUGAUGUCACCGAUGAACAAAGGAAGAAGUACACAAGAUACCUUGUGGCAUAUCCUUUUGUGUGA